ACAGAGGAGGAGCUUGCCCUGAUGUGGCAUAACACUGAAGACAACAUAUUGCAAUUUUGUGAUACAGGGCCAGUGGGCCACUGUCAAGCUGAUUAGCCUAGUACUUUACAGCUCAGGCCCUGAUGAAACAAGAGAUACGUAUGGCUUCUGCAAGACACAGGAGCUAGUGGCAGCAGAUAUUAAAGACCGCCCACAUAUCGGCGAGAGGAAUAGUAUUACAGCUGACUGCACCAGACAUGGCACCUUCUUCCGUGAUGAAUAGCAUAGACCCUUAUGAAGCUGAAAAUCUAUGAGCUGGGCAUACCAUGAAUGUGAUUCACCAUGCACAGCCAAGACUGUAACAUGACUUCUGUAGAAAAUGUGGUGCACCUUCUUCAGGUUCCAGAUUUGCUUUGUGAUUCUAACGGCAUUAGCAGUGGUGGUGCUGGUUAACAACAUCCAUCUAGUAGAGCAUUUGAAUCAAGAGCAAGAUUUGAAUCCAAGCCAGAGACAAGUGGAGCAUGACACACGCAAACCCUUUUCACUGGCAAAUAAAUCACCAGUCUGUGGUUACCAGCACCAAGUGCUCUCUAAAGCUGAACAUGCUGAAGAGCAAUCCUUACUGAAGUCUCUAGAAUGGCCGGGCCCACCACAUGGCAGAAAUCAAUUCCUAAAGAGCACCGAUGCUGCACAUAGCCGUUUUGUGAUUUUACAAUCUCAAGCUAAAUUGAAUGUAGGAAGUAUACUGGAAGUUUUGGUCAGGAUGCACGAUUUUGAGGGAAAACCGAAGAAAUAUGGUGGUGAUUAUUUACAGGCAAGGAUACACACUCCAUUACUGAAAGCUGGAGCUGUAGGAAAGGUGGUAGAUCAUCAGAAUGGAUUCUACACUGUUUACUUUACACUACUUUGGCCUGGAAGGGUCUCUGUGUCAAUCACUUUAGUGCACCCCAGCGAAGGGAUCCAGGUCCUACAGCGCUUACGCAGAGAGAAGCCUGACCGAGUGUAUUUUAAAAGUUUGUUUCGAUCAGGUGGCACGUCAGAAACAAAAAUGUGCAAUGUUUGUUUGAAUAAGAAAAUGCCUAUAUGUAAUUACACUGACUUGAAGACUGGGGAACCAUGGUUUUGUUACAAACCUGAUAAAUUAUCUUGCAGCACUCGAGUCAAUCAUGCAAAAGGGGGCUACCUGAAAAAUCUUCUGACUAUUGAAGAAAGUCUUUUCUUCCAUAGUGGCAUAAACAUCAAAGUACCGAUCUUGGCCAGUGGACCCGACACAGUGACUGUACACCUGCUCAGUAUGAAAGAUGAGGAUUUGCACUUUGACUCCCAGCCAUUCCCUUCAGGUUACUAUUACCAUGAUCACUGGGUGUCACGAAGAUCCUUUGUGCGUCAGUUCAACACACCUUCUGACAUCACUGAUUGUUUGCAAGGAAAAGUGGUUCAUUUGUUCGGAGACUCAACAAUAAGGCAGUGGUUUGAGUAUCUGACUUCUUUUGUACCAGAACUUAAACUAUUUGACCUUGGCAGCCCUAAAAAUGUUGGUCCCUUCUUGUCGAUUGACGUGGAGCAUAACAUAAUGCUAAAAUUUCGUUGCCAUGGGCCACCCAUUCGCUUCUCCACCGUUUCCAGCAAUGAACUGCGCUACAUUUCAAAUGAACUUGACGGCAUAGCUGGUGGGCAAAACACUGUGGUGGCUUUAACCAUAUGGUCCCAUUUUAGUACCUUUACUGUUGAACUAUACAUACGUCGCUUGAGGAACAUCCGGGCAGCUGUCCUCCGCCUUUUGGACCGUAGUCCCGCCACUGCCAUUGUUAUUCGCUCUGCAAAUGUGCAAGAACUUGGCCCUGAAGUAAGCCUAUUCAACAGUGAUUGGUAUUCAUUGCAGUUGGACGCUGUUAUGAGGUCCAUGUUUGUGGAUCUCAAUAUAUUUAUUGUUGAUGCCUGGGAGAUGUCUCUUGCUCACUAUCUUCCACAUGCGUUACACCCUGAGCCUAUUAUUAUAAAGAACCAAAUAGAUGAAUUCUUGUCUUUUGUUUGUUUGAAUUAAAAAUGUGAAUAGAGAAGAUAAUUUCAUCUGUUAUGUUAAGCAGUUUGUUAAGCAUUGUGAAAAUGGUGCACCAUUAAAUCAACAUGAGAAUAUAAUUUGGUAACACGGUAAUCCCUUGGUUGGCAUCGAGAACUGCAGUGCAUUCCCAACUAAUGUGUCUUUGACAUCUUUGACAGUAAAGGUAUUAACACCAGUUCACAUGCUAUGUAAGAGUUAAAGUAGCUUAUCUGGCAUUGCCUGCUGCAAACAACUGCAACACAUUGCCAAGCAAUGUAUUGCAACCCUCCAUGGCAGCAAAGGAGUUAACUGCCACUCUCACUGGGUUCCUGGAUGCCACAGGAAGCAUUACUAAGCAAUACAUUGCAGUCUUCUAUUCCUACCUAUGAGUUAAAUGACAGAUGCUAUGAAAACGGAAAAAGAGGAAAGUUUAAAGAGACAGUCUACUUGAUUUUUGUUUUGUUUAGAUGAUAGAUAAUGCCUUAACUACCCAUUCCCAGCUUUACACAACCAACAUUGUUAUAGUAAUAUACUUUAUAACCUCUAAAUAUCUGCCUGUUUCUAAGCCCCUGCAGGCCACCUCUUCUCUCAGUGCAUUGUAUUUGCUUUUCACAGCCAGAUGGUGCUAUUUUAUAUGGGCCAGAUAGAUAACAUUGUGCUCACUCCCGUGGAGUUAUGCAUGAACCAGCACUAAUUUGGCUAAAAUGCAAGUUUGUAAAAAGUACUGAGAUAGGGGGCAGUCUACAGAGGCUUAGAUACAAGGUAAUCUCAGAGGUAAAAAGUAUAUUAAUAUAACAGUGUUAGUUGUACAAAACUCUCCCUUUAAGUGAAGUGCUCUCUACCCAGUUCUGCAUAACCCACUGUGAAUACAUCUAUACACACAUUCGGCUAGAUUACAAGUGUUGCGUUACGAGUUUUAACGCUGAAAAAUGGCCAUUCCAGCGUAAUGGCCAGGAACACAUAUUACGAGCAUUUUAGCCUAUAACGUAACGUCCAUUCCGCACUCAAAAAAAUUACGUUUUUGUGUGGGAUUUUCAUAGCGCCUGUAUUACAGGUUGUGCGUUCAGGCUAAAAUGCUUGCAUUACAGCCUAUACCGACACAAUCCAUACUGCCAUCUAAGAGCAGUAGUUAUGGAUUUUGCGAAACAAAAAUGUUUCACAAAACUCAUAACUAAAGUGUUACAAAGUAUACUAACACCCAUAAACUACCUAUUAACUCUUAAACUGCCACCCUCCUGAAUCGCAAACACUAUUUAAAACGUAUUAACCCCUAAUCUGCCGCCCACCCACAUCUCGACUAUUAAAUAAACCUAAUAACCCCUAAUCCGCCAGCCCCCGACAUCGCCGACACUAUAAUAAAGCUAUCAACAUCCUCUUUAUACAGUCACUGCCGUACACUGAAGUUGAAUGCAAGGUAGCCGUUUCAAAAUGGCAUACCUUGCAUUCCUAUUGGCUGAUUUGAUUCUUGAAAUUCAAAUCAGCCAAUAGGAUGAGAGCUUCUAAAAUCUUAUUGGCUGUUCAAAACAGCGAAUAGGAUGAGAGCUACUGAAAUCAUAUUGGCUGAUUUGAACAGCCAAUAGGAUUUCAGUAGCUCUCGUCCUAUUUGCUGUUUUUAACAGCCAAUAGGAUUUCAGAAGUUUAUAUGUAUGUAUCUCAAUGUUAAAGCCAUUUGCCUGCCUUUUUUCCUUCUAUAAGGCAGAGAGAGUCCACUACUCCAUUCCUUACUGUUGGGAAAUACAACACCUGGCCACCAGGAGGAGACAAAGAUACCCCAGCCAAAGGCUUUAAUAUUCUUCCCACUUCCCCUAUCCCCCAGUCAUUCUUUGCCUUUCGUCACUAUAGGAGGUGGCAGAGAAGUGUCAGAAGAUUUGUAUAGACCUGUAAUGGGUAUGUUCCCUUCAAGAAAGGACUGGAGUUUAAAGUAAUUAUGUCAACCUCUCAGUAGAGUAUUGAUGAAAGUUAGAUUCUGGAGAUGCAGGGAACGUUUUUCUGCGAACCCAUCCAGACUGUCGCCUAACAGUUCCUGAGCAAUCAGUGUUGAAGAGUUUCACUGCUUGUUGUUCCACACUCAAGUCCAUGUCAGAGCGUCGCUGCAAUACAGGCACACUUGAGAGGCUGUGCCUGUUCCACAGCAUGGAUCCUGGAGGGAAAGACUGUUUUAUAUAUACACUUUUGCUAUACAGGGUCACAGUGUGGCUCCUUUAUGCCUCAAUAGGAUCAAGGGUUAAUAUCUCCUUAAUAUUUGAACAGCUAUGGGUUAUUCAUAACUGCUUUAAUGUGAGAGUUUUUGGGCUCAUAGACUGUAUGCUUUUGGCUUGGAACAAGCAGGUUUCUCUUUCGUUUCUGAGUGUGGCGCAGCUCAUAAUAGCUUAGCGCCUUUUUCAUAGCAGGGGAAGUCCUGUCCUACGCACCACGUAACCGGGUGCAAUCUUUUCAUUUUGCUAUGAUCCUGCUGUGGACAUCACUCCUAAGGAGAGCGUUUUCUCUGUUAGCUGUCUGGGUCUAUGAGGUGGUGAGUGCCCCAGCCAUUGGGAUUAUAAAGGUGCCGUUUUUUUAAUAAAAGCGGUUACUUUUUGUCUGUCCUUCUGUGGAUAUAUAGUUAGCUAUGGAGGACUCUGUCCUUCUAAUGAUACUACAUUAGAAGGUUCCGCUCCUUCUGUACUGAUUAAUAAUUCGUGUAUAUAUUGCGAGGAGGCUGUGGUUUGCCCGCCUGCUCAAUUUUGUUACAUUUGACUAAGCACUGUUCUAAAGUUUAAGAUGGGAGACAAGCCUGCUAAUACUCAUAGCGCUAUUAGCCCCUCUGAGCCGUCUACCUCUCAGGAAUCUGUCCCGAGAGAUUAUUACCCUUUCUACACUACCCGCUCCACAUGCAGUUCCCUGCGGCUCAACUAAUCCUCCAUCUGGAGGGGGCAUAUUUUUACUGCGGACUUAACCGCACAGUUACAAUCGGCGGUGUCUGCGGCCCAAGUGCCUUACCCUUCCUCUAGCAAACAUAAGAGAAAGGUUAAACAUAGUUCUUCUGACCUAGAGUCAUCUAAAUAUUUGUCGGAUGUAGCUACUAUGUCCCAGCUAUCCGAAGAUGAGUUAACCUCUGUAGCUUAAGAGGGUGAACUUUCUGAGUCGGAAACUUCAGUUUCUAAACCUCCUUCAGUGGAGGAAUACUCCUUUAGAUUUAAAAGGAGGUUCUGUCUACGCUUGAGGUUCUAGAGGCUAAACUGCCAGAGGAACCUAAGUUCCCUAAAUUAGACAGGGUCUAUGAAGACAGGAAGGUCCCUCUGACUUUUCCUGUGCCAGUUAAGAUGGUGAAUAUUAUUACUAACGAAUGGGAAAGAAUAGGAACUUCUUUUUCCCCCUUGUCUACUUUUAAAAAAUGAUUCCCGGUUCCUGACUCUCAAUUGAAUUUGUGGGGCGCCAUCCCUAAGGUGUAUGGCGCUAUUUCUACGCUGGCUAAGCGUACUGCUAUCCCUCUGGAGGAUAGUUCUUCUUUUAGAGAGCCUAUGGAUAAGAAAAUGGAAACUUUUCUAAGGAAGAUGUUUCAACAUACAGGGUUUUUAUUUCAACCAACGGCAGCUGUAGCUGCAGUUGCUGGAGCAGCUACCUACUGGUGCAACACUCUGUCUGAGCUCAUUGAGGUGGAAACUCCCCUCGAGGAUAUUCAGGAGAGAAUUAAAGUUCUGAGAAUGGCUAACUCCUUCAUCCGUGAUGCAAAUAGGCAGAUUAUUCGCCUAAAUGCAAAGGCUUCUGGCUUUGCGGUCCUAGCCCACCGGGCUCUCUGGUUGAAGUCUUGGUCUGUGGAUAUGACUUCUAAAUACAGACUCCUUUCUCUUCCUUUCAAGGGGAAGAAUUUAUUUGGUCCAGGCCUAAACUCCAUUAUUUCUACGGUUACCGGAGGGAAAGGUGCCUUUCUACCGCAGGAAAAGAAGAAUAGGCCUAAGGGACUGCAAUUGUCUAACUUUUGUUCCUUUCAUUCUGACAAAUCAAAAUGAUAGCAAUCCUCAUCCAAGUACGAGCAGCCCAAGAGUACUUGGAAGCCGAUUCAUUCCUGGAAUAAGUCCAAACAGAUUAAGAAGCCCGCCGAGAACAAAUCUGCAUGAAGGGACGGCCCCUGAUCGGAUCGAGUAGGGGGCAGACUGUCUAUUUUUUCAGACGUUUGGUUCCAGGAUGUACAGGAUCCUUGGGUUGUGGAGGUUGUAUCUUAGGGAUACCGAUACCGGAUAGGAUUCAAAUCUCACCCGCCCAGGGGGAAGAUUCCUACUGUCUACAAGACCAGAAAAGAGGACUGCCUUUUUAGGAUGUGUACGGGAUCUUUCCUCUCUAGGAGUAAUUUUCCCGUUACCUACAGCAGAAAGAGGUUUGGGGUUUUAUUCAAACCUUUUCGUGGUUCUAAAAAAGGAGGGAACUUUUCAUCCAAUUCUGGACUGAAAGUGCCUAAACAAGUUUCUGAGUGUUCCCUCUUUAAAGAUGGCCAAGAGAGGGUUUUCUGAGAGUGUUAUUGACACUCUAAUUCAAGCUCAUAAGCCAGUUACUCGUCGUAUCUACCAUAAAGUGUGGAGGACUUACUUGUACUGGUGUGAAGAGUGUGGCUUUUCCUGGCAUAAAGUUAAGGUUGCCAGAAUUAUAUAUUUUCUCCAGAAUGGACUUGAGAAGGGCCUAUCUGCUAGUUCCCUGAAGGAACGGUGUUACUGCACAAGAGAUUGGCUGAGCUUCCGGAUGUGCAGUCCUUUGUUAAGGCUCUGACUAGGAUCAGACCUGUGUUUAGAUUUGGAGCUCCGCCUUGGAGCCUCAAUCUUGUUCUUUGUGUUUUGCAGCAGGUUCUGUUUAAGCCUAUGCAUACUGUUGACAUUAAAUUGUUAUCUUGGAAGGUUCUUUUUUUUGUUGGCUAUUGCCUCUGCGCGCAGAGUUUCUAAAAUUUCUGCUUUGCAAUGUGACCCCCCUUAUCUUGUUUUCCAUGCUGAUAAGGCAGUUUUACGUAAUAAAUUAGGGUUCCUCCCUAAGGUAGUGUUGGAUCGUAACAUUAAUCAAGAAAUUGUUUUUUCUUUCUUGUGUCCUAAUCCUUCUUCAGCGAAGAAACGCUUGCUUCACAAUCUAGAUGUGGUUUGUGCCUUUAAGUUCUAUCUUCAGGCUACUAAGGAAUUCAAACAAUCUUCCUCUUUGUUUGUCAUCUAUACAGGGAAGCGUAAGGGGCAGAAGGCUACUACGACUUCCCUAUCUUUCUGGUUGAGGAGUGUCAUCCGCUUAGCUUAUGAGACAGCGGGAUGACAGCCUCCUGAGAGUAUAACGGCUCAUUUCACUAGAGCCGUGACUUCCUCCUGGGCUUUUAAGAAUGAAGCCUCUAUGGAUCAGAUUUGUAAGGCGGCUACCUGGCCCUCCUUACACACUUUUUCUAAAUUUUACAAGUUUGAUGUGUUGGGUUCAGCUGAAGCAGCUUUCGAAAGAAAACAGUUUGUGGUGCCCUCAGAAUAGGGUCCGCCUCUUUUUUGUUUCCUCCCGUUAUUCCUUCAGUGUCCUCUGGAGCUUGGGUAUAGUUUUUCCCAACAGUGAGGAAUGAAGUUGUGGACUCUCCCUGCCUUAUGGAAGGAAAACAUAAUUUAUGCUUACCAGAUAAAUUCCUUUCCUUCCUGGCAGGGAGAGUCCACGACCCCGCCCGUAAUUUAUUUUUGUUGGGCGGCUCUCUUUUUAUAUUAUUUCUUCUGGCACCUUUAUACCCUGAUGUUUCUCCUACUUUUCCUUGUUCCCUCGGCAGAAUGACUGGGGGAUAGGGAAAGUGGGAGGGAUAUUUAAGCCUUUGGCUGGGGUGUCUUUUCCUCUUCCUGGUGGCCAGGUGUUGUAUUUCCCAACAUUAAGGAAUGAAGUCGUGGACUCUCCCUGCCAGGAAGGAAAGGAAUUUAUCUAGUAAGCAUAAAUGAUGUUUUUUUCUUACCUCGGGGUAGAUUUAUUAUGUAGCAGAUGCUGCAAUCAACGCCAAUAUGAGCGGUCGUAAGACCACUGCUCCUUUACUUCUCCGCCACCUAUUAGGUGGCUGACUGAAAUCAUCCUGAUCCGAUUGGGAUGAUUCAAGCCCCAUGCUAUUGGUCAAUUGGCCGCGAGUGAGCAGGGGGCGGCAUUGCACAAGCAUUUCACUAGAAAUGCUUGUGCAAUGUUAAAUACCGUCAGCGUAUGCUGUCGGCAUUUAGCGAGGUCGAGCGGACAUGAUUCGCUCGACCCAUAAUUAAUCUACUCCCUCAUGUCUUUGAGCACUUUUAACUUUUGUGUGCAAUAUUUUUUAUUAUGAGUGUAACUAUACUUUUGUAAUGUAUUUUUUAUGUGUUUUGUGCAACUUUUUAGUUUCACAAAACUGUUAACCAGAGCUCUGAAGUCAAUUAUUCUAGCGUAAAUCUAAAGACCGCUGCUCCAUAACCUGUCCGCCUGUUCUGAGGCGGCGGACAGACAUACGACAUACGCCGAAUACGAUCGGUUGAUUGACACCCCCUGCUAGUGGCAGAUUGGCCGUGAAUCUGCAGGGGGCAGCAUUGCACCAGCAGUUCACAAGAACUGCUGGUGCAAUGAUAAAUGCUGACAGCGUAUGCUGUCGGCAUUUAUCGAUGUGUGGCGGACAUGGUUCGCUAUAGCGGAUCAUGUCUGUCCGAACAAUGAUAAAUGGACCCCCUAUGUCUCUAAAAGCCUGCAAACAUUAAAUUCCUAGGAAUUAAAGGUCUCUUAUAGUGAGCUUGUCAUUUUUAUCUCCAGCAACCCUGCAAUGCUAUGUGUUUAAUUUCCACAAAGAGGUUAAAGUACCACUAAGGGGUCUUGAGCGGAAACUACUGCUGUGUGACUAAUGCCACAGUGACAAUUUACAAUGUGGAUUAACAGUUCUCUGCAGCUGCCGACGGGGGUAAACACAUAGCAUUGCAGGGUUUAGAACAUGUAAUUUCUGUCACAAUAAUAGUCCUUUAACAUUGGAAAAGUCUGUCCCUGGGUUUCUGAGAAAACACAAGUUCUUAAAUGGCUCCAUUUCUUUUUUUUGUGUUUUUGGUUUAUUGUUGCUAUUUUACAUGUAGUCAUAGAAAUGCUCCCACAUGAUUGGCUAAGCCCUUUUUGGUAAUUAACUCUCUUGUAAUAAUCUAAACAGUGAUUUAAUAAAUAGCCUUACAGUGGUUUAA
This is a messenger RNA of Bombina bombina (fire-bellied toad), 9159 nucleotides long. It is a transcript of the gene NXPE3, whose product is annotated as neurexophilin and PC-esterase domain family member 3. The record is from RefSeq and is a predicted model, not a curated record. NCBI's taxonomy places the organism in Eukaryota, Metazoa, Chordata, Amphibia, Anura, Bombinatoridae. The transcript has 6 exons. Bases 359 to 2023 code for a protein of 554 amino acids.